GUGUGGUCCUUGAUUGUUGGGAAAAUCUUACCAAAAGGUAAAACCAAACUCAUUAGCGCCUGCAUUUUAAGAAAAAAAGUGGCUUACUAAAUACACAUCAAGCACCCGAAAAAAUGAGCGCACCCGUUAUGAAGCAGAUGAUUAACCCCGCUAAUGUGGUGUAUCAGUACAUGAAAGAUAAGCAGCGUGUUUGUGUGUGGCUUGUGCACAACGCACAAACCAAGAUUGAAGGUAAUUUGCUCGGAUAUGACGAGUUUAUGAAUGUUGUUCUUGGGAAUGCUGUGGAGAUCAAUACCAGGCGGAAUGAAUCUACCGAACUAGGGAAAAUUUUGCUUCGAAGCGAUAACGUUGGCGUCAUCUUUCCCAUCGGUGUUUAAUAAAGCAGGAAGCGGUGAGGGGGAAGGAAGUAUACUGAAGCUUUUCUUUGUUUCCUCAAAGAAAACUACUCGAUAGAUGUGGACAGAACAGUAUGCGACGGGAUACGAUGAUGGAGUCGAUUAAUGCUAUUCUCUCUUAUUAUUAUUUACAGCGUGAGGGUAUCUUUUAAGGGUUGGGGAAAAAAAAUAAACCAUUAAAA
Phytomonas sp. EM1 is the source of this 577-nucleotide messenger RNA. Lineage: Eukaryota; Euglenozoa; Kinetoplastea; Trypanosomatida; Trypanosomatidae. The record is from the annotation of a GenBank genome assembly.